CCACAUUUAAUCUUUAAUAUCUUAUAUACACCAAUCACUACACUAUCUGCUGCUUAUUGCAUUAACUUGUAGUUGCAGCUCACUCUCAGGACACCACUUUGAUCCAUGACCACCAUGCACACAGUCUCGAGCGUCGGAACUGUUAACCGGACUCCGGUGAGCCUGAACGGCUCCGGUUCCGGAAGCUCAGCCUUCUUGGGCACCACUUUGAAGAAAGCGACCUCAAGAGUCCCCUACCAGAAGAUUGCAUCUGCAGGCAAGUUAAAAAUCAAUGCGGAAGUCGACGAGAAUAAGCAAACCAACAAGGACAGAUGGAAAGGCCUUGCCUACGAUAUUUCCGAUGACCAACAAGACAUAACAAGAGGAAAGGGUUUGGUUGAUUCUGUGUUCCAAGCUCCCCAGGGGAGUGGAACUCACUAUGCUAUCAUGAGCUCAUACGAAUACAUCAGUACCGGACUUCGAGAGUACAACUUUGACAACAACAUGGAUGGGUUUUACAUCGCUCCAGCUUUCAUGGACAAGCUUGUGGUUCACAUAACCAAAAACUUCAUGAGCCUGCCUAACAUUAAGAUUCCUCUCAUUCUUGGUAUAUGGGGAGGAAAAGGUCAGGGAAAAUCCUUCCAGUGUGAGCUUGUGUUUGCCAAGAUGGGAAUUACCCCCAUCAUGAUGAGUGCUGGAGAAUUAGAAAGCGGGAAUGCAGGAGAGCCCGCGAAACUGAUCAGGCAAAGGUACCGUGAGGCUGCAGAUAUCAUCAGGAAAGGAAAAAUGUGUGCCCUCUUCAUCAAUGAUCUCGAUGCAGGUGCCGGUAGGAUGGGUGGAACCACACAGUACACUGUGAACAACCAGAUGGUGAAUGCUACCCUUAUGAACAUUGCUGAUAACCCGACAAACGUGCAGCUUCCCGGUAUGUACAACAAGGAGGAGAAUCCUAGAGUCCCCAUCAUUGUCACUGGUAACGAUUUCUCCACAUUGUAUGCCCCUCUCAUUCGUGAUGGUCGUAUGGAGAAGUUCUACUGGGCUCCCACUAGGGACGACCGGAUCGGUGUUUGCACCGGAAUCUUCAAGCCUGAUAAUGUGUCCCAGGAAGAUGUUGUCAAGAUUGUUGACACAUUCCCCGGUCAAUCCAUUGAUUUCUUCGGUGCCCUAAGGGCUCGAGUUUAUGACGAUGAAGUGAGGAAGUGGAUUUCCGGUGUUGGAAUUGACGGGAUUGGGAAGAAGCUUGUGAACUCAAAAGAAGGUCCCCCGACUUUCGAUCAACCUAAGAUGACUCUGGAGAAGCUCCUUCACUACGGACAAAUGCUUGUUCAGGAGCAGGACAAUGUGAAGAGAGUCCAACUGGCUGACAAGUACUUGGCCGAUGCAGCCCUUGGAGAUGCAAACCAGGACUCCAUUAACCGAGGAGAAUUCUAUGGAAAGGCAGCCCAACAAGUUAAUGUACCAGUCCCAGAAGGCUGCACUGAUAGAACAGCUGCAAACUUCAACCCAGCAGCAAGGAGUGACGACGGUAGCUGUCAGUACGAGUAAUUGGAGCUGAAGAAAAUAAAUAUUCUGUUUGCUGGGUUAUUGAUAUUUUCUUUGUAAUUUGCGCUUGUAUUUCUAUGGAAAUUCUUGCAAUUAUUUCGUUUUAAUUAUUAAACAAGCUAUUGAUACUCCGGCUAUUGAACAGUCGAUAAGAACAUAAUGUUAUGUUGUUGAGAAUAUGUUGUCAUUGUCGCAAACAAAACUUCACAACAUGUUAUCAAUACAUUCAUGACAGGAUUGAGA
Molecule: messenger RNA, 1764 nt
Organism: Malus domestica (apple)
Lineage: Eukaryota; Viridiplantae; Streptophyta; Magnoliopsida; Rosales; Rosaceae
Product: ribulose bisphosphate carboxylase/oxygenase activase, chloroplastic-like
Cellular component (GO): chloroplast stroma; thylakoid
Molecular function (GO): ATP binding; ribulose-1,5-bisphosphate carboxylase/oxygenase activator activity; ATP hydrolysis activity
Source: RefSeq, a predicted model, not a curated record